This is a messenger RNA of Kogia breviceps (pygmy sperm whale), 406 nucleotides long. Its product is annotated as translation machinery-associated protein 7. Lineage: Eukaryota; Metazoa; Chordata; Mammalia; Artiodactyla; Physeteridae. The record is from RefSeq and is a predicted model, not a curated record.
UGGCAGGGUCUGGGGAAGGGGCGGCAGGCGCCAUGUCGGGCCACGAAGGUGGCAAGAAGAAGCCCCUGAAGCAGCCCAAGAAGCAAGCCAAGGAGAUGGACGAGGAAGAUAAGGCAUUCAAGCAGAAACAGAAGGAGGAGCAAAAGAAACUCGAGGAGCUAAAAGCGAAGGCCGCGGGGAAAGGCCCCCUGGCCACAGGUGGAAUUAAGAAAUCUGGCAAAAAGUAAGCUGUUCUUUGUGCCUGAGGCAAUGAUGAUCUUUAGUUCCAUUCCUGUUUAAACAUCCGGAUUAAACAUUUGGAUUCCAUGCCAUAACAUCUGUUGCCACCUAUAGCUAGAAUGAAGUGUUGUCUUGGAACCUAUUGUACAUUUAAGAAUAAACUUUUGUUAAAAAAAAAAAUCAAAAA